UCCAAUCAAAGACACGCUCUCUUCUUCUUCUUCUUCUUUUUCUGAUCUAGUACAGAAAGAAUCUGAAGAAAAUAAACCCAAGAAAAAAUUAAUAAAACUAAUAAAACCCCAAAACUAUGCUGUCAAAAACCAAACAUCCUAAGAUCCAACCCCAUUAAAUUCAAAACCCAAAAAAAAAAAAAAAAUCCAACAAAAAAAAAAAAACUCAAAAAACAAACAACAAUGGCAUCAGGAAGCAGAGCAGCUCAUUCCCAGUCCUCCUCACCUCCCAACACCCGAAUUUCUUCCCAUCAUCAUCAACAUCAUCAACACCAUCAACACCAUCAUCAUCAGCAGCAGCAGCAGCAGCAGCCGACCGAGUCCGUGAACAUGUCGAAAGCAGUAGCCCAGUACACUCUGGACGCCCGACUGCACGCAGUUUUCGAGCAGUCGGGCGAGUCCGGUCGGUCGUUCAACUACUCGCAGUCAAUAAUAAAGACCUCCACGACCACCCCUGACGAGCAAGAGAUCACCGGUUACCUCUCCAAAAUCCAGCGCGGCGGCCACAUCCAGCCCUUCGGCUGCACCCUCGCCGUCCACGAGCCCACUUUCCGCCUCAUCGCCUUCUCCGAAAACACAGCCGACAUGCUCGGCCUCAACCACAACAGCAACUCCCCUUCGUACUCCAUAACUGUCCCCAACUUAUCAGAAAAACCGACCGAAACCGACCGUUUAUUAACCAUUGGCACUGACGUACGGACACUCUUCACGCCUUCCAGUUCCAUCCUCCUCGAAAAGGCCUUCGCCGCCCGCGAAAUCACUCUCCUCAACCCGGUUUGGAUUCACUCCAAGAGUUCAGGAAAGCCUUUUUACGCAAUUCUCCAUAGAGUGGACGUUGGUGUGGUUAUAGAUUUGGAGCCCGCGAGGACGGAGGAUCCCGCUCUAUCCAUCGCCGGGGCGGUCCAGUCGCAGAAGCUCGCCGUGCGGGCGAUAUCCAAUUUGCAGUCUCUCCCCGGCGGGGACAUCAAAUUGUUGUGCGACACUGUUGUGGAGAGUGUUAGGGAGCUUACCGGGUAUGAUAGAGUGAUGGUGUACAAGUUUCAUGAGGAUGAGCACGGUGAGGUUGUGGCUGAGAGCAAACGAGCUGAUUUACAGCCCUACAUUGGGCUUCACUAUCCCUCGACCGAUAUCCCGCAGGCGUCACGGUUCUUGUUCAAGCAGAACAGGGUGAGGAUGAUUGUGGAUUGCCAUGCUUCUUUGGUCAGGGUUGUGCAAGAUGAGGGGCUAAUGCAACCUCUUUGUCUUGUGGGGUCUACACUUAGAGCUCCUCAUGGUUGUCACACUCAGUAUAUGGCUAAUAUGGGGUCUAUUGCUUCUUUGGUUUUGGCGGUUAUUAUGAAUGGGAGUGAAGAGGAAGCUGCUUCAUCCAUUGGUGGGAGGAAUUCCAUGAAGUUGUGGGGGUUGGUCGUUUGUCAUCAUACUUCAGCUAGGUGUAUUCCUUUCCCUUUGAGGUAUGCUUGUGAGUUUUUGAUGCAGGCUUUUGGGCUGCAACUGAACAUGGAGUUGCAAUUGGCAUCCCAAAUGUCCGAAAAACAUGUUUUGAGGACUCAAACUUUGUUGUGUGAUAUGCUUCUAAGGGAUUCUCCAACUGGGAUUGUUACUCAGAGUCCUAGUAUUAUGGACUUGGUGAAGUGUGAUGGGGCUGCGCUUUACUACCAAGGGAAGUACUACCCUCUUGGGGUGACCCCGACGGAGGCGCAGAUUAAGGACAUUGUGGAGUGGCUGCUGGCUUUUCAUGGGGAUUCGACGGGACUGAGCACAGACAGCUUGGCCGAUGCUGGAUAUCCCGGUGCAGCCACGCUAGGAGAUGCGGUUUGUGGCAUGGCUGUGGCUUACAUCACCAAGAAGGAUUUUCUGUUCUGGUUUCGGUCCCACACUGCAAAGGAGAUCAAAUGGGGUGGUGCAAAGCAUCACCCCCAGGACAAGGAUGAUGGCCAGAGGAUGCACCCUCGAUCCUCAUUCAAGGCCUUCCUGGAGGUGGUGAAGAGCCGAAGCCUACCAUGGGAGAACGCAGAGAUGGACGCAAUACAUUCUUUGCAACUCAUUCUGCGUGACUCAUUUAGGGAUGCUAAGGAGAGUAAUUCGAAGGCUGUUGUUAAUGCUCAGCUCGGGGACCUGGAGCUGCAAGGGAUGGAUGAGCUGAGCUCAGUUGCGAGGGAAAUGGUGAGGUUGAUAGAGACAGCGACUGUGCCGAUAUUUGCUGUGGAUGUCGAGGGGCGCAUAAACGGUUGGAAUGCAAAGGUUGCAGAGUUGACGGGGCUCUCUAUUGAGGAAGCAAUGGGGAAGUCCUUGGUCUAUGAUCUUGUUUAUAAAGAAUCUAGCGAAACUGUUGAAGAACUCCUUUACCGGGCUUUAAGGGGGGAAGAGGAUAAGAACAUAGAGAUAAAGAUGAGGAGAUUUGGCGCGGAACACCAUAACAAACCUGUUUUUGUUGUGGUCAAUGCUUGUUCUAGCCGGGAUUACACAGACAAUAUAGUUGGAGUUUGCUUUGUUGGGCAGGAUGUGACUGGCCAAAAAGUGGUAAUGGACAAAUUCAUUAACAUACAAGGCGAUUACAAGGCCAUUGUUCAUAGCCCCAAUCCUCUUAUACCUCCCAUAUUUGCAUCAGAUGACAACACAUGUUGUUCAGAGUGGAACACUGCGAUGGAGAAACUCACCGGAUGGUCUAAAGAGGAGAUCAUCGGGAAGAUGUUGGUCGGAGAGAUUUUCGGUAGUUGUUGCCGGCUAAAGGGUCCAGAUGCUUUGACAAAAUUCAUGAUUGUUUUGCACAAUGCCAUUGAAGGGCAGGACACAGACAAGUUUCCCUUCUCGUUCUUUGACCAGGAUGGGAAAUACGUGCAGGUUCUCUUGACGGCGAACAAGAGGGUUAACAUGGAGGGACAGGUCAUUGGGGCCUUCUGCUUCUUGCAAAUCGCGAGUGCUGAGCUACAGCAGGCCAUCAAAGUUCAGAGGCAACAAGAGAAGAGAAGUUUCUCUAGGAUGAAAGAGUUGGCCUACAUUUGCCAGGAAAUAAAGAACCCUCUGAAUGGUAUAAGGUUUACUAACUCACUCUUGGAGGCAACUGAAUUAACAGAAGAUCAGAAGCAGUUUCUUGAGACGAGCGCCGCUUGUGAGAAGCAAAUGUUGAAGAUCAUAAGGGAUGUUGAUUUGGAUAGUAUUGAAGAUGGUUCGUUGGAGCUUGAGAAGGCAGAGUUCCUGCUUGGUAGUGUUAUAAACGCUGUUGUUAGCCAAGUAACGACAUUGCUGAGGGAAAGGAAUCUGCAGCUGAUUCGGGACAUCCCCGAAGAGAUUAAAACAUUGGCAGUUUAUGGUGAUCAAGUAAGAAUUCAACAGGUUCUGGCUGAAUUCCUCUUGAAUAUGGUGCGUUACGCUCCGUCUCCUGAAGGUUGGGUUGAGAUUCUCGUUCGUCCAAGCUUAAAAGUUCAUGAUGGUCACACUCUGCUUCACACUGAAUUCAGGAUGGUAUGCCCCGGCGAAGGCCUUCCUCCCGAGUUGGUUCAAGAUAUGUUCCACAGCAGCCGAUGGAUGACUCAGGAAGGUCUCGGGCUGAGCAUGUGCAGGAAGAUCUUGAAGCUCAUGGAUGGCGAUGUUCAGUAUAUCAGAGAGUCAGAAAGAUGUUACUUCUUGAUUAUUCUUGAACUUCCCAUUCGACGAAGAGGCUCAAAGAGUAUUAUUACUCAUGACUAAGUUGAUUGACACCCAAAAUUCACCUAAGCUUCUCUCCUAAUAUCAGCCCUAAAAGAAUAUAUGCUUCUUCUAAUGUCUACUCUACCAUGAGCAUGGUUUGAAUUUUGAUAACUAGUUAUAGAUCAAACCUGAACCGAGGCAAAAGCGAUUCGGUUCAAGGGGCUUUCAAUAAAAAUCACUCCCACCCCAUUUUGGCCCUGCUAUUUUCCCUCACGCUAUGACCAAAUCACCAACCUUUCUACUCAAUGUAACAUAGUAAAAAAAAAAAAAAUUUCUAGGCCAAGUUAAGUCUUGAGAGACUAUAUGUUCAUAAAUGAUAUACAGUAUGCUAAUUUGGAGGUGUAAUGCCAUUUGUUUUUCCUUUCCAUCAUUAAGGAUCAAGUGGUGGUCAUCUGAGAUUGUUGUUGAAGCUUCGAAGAUCAAAAGCAUGUCGCGAUUUUGGACGCGAGAUUCUCAUAAUCCUUUUUGUACAAAAAUUGUACUCUCUAUCUAAAUAAAUUGUGCUUCACUUCCUCAAGAGUGCUCAUAACAGUUGGUGUACUGUAGCCUGCUCCUGAGUUGGUCCCUCCUUUCCCUCUUUUUGUACAUUUCAUCUUACUGUGGAAUAAUAAAACAUCAAUA
Messenger RNA from Morus notabilis, 4347 nucleotides. RefSeq names its product phytochrome B. The transcript has 5 exons. Lineage: Eukaryota; Viridiplantae; Streptophyta; Magnoliopsida; Rosales; Moraceae. Gene Ontology annotation, cellular component: nucleus. Gene Ontology annotation, molecular function: phosphorelay sensor kinase activity; photoreceptor activity; protein homodimerization activity. Gene Ontology annotation, biological process: detection of visible light; red, far-red light phototransduction; protein-tetrapyrrole linkage. The record is from RefSeq and is a predicted model, not a curated record. The coding region runs from base 223 to 3726 and encodes 1167 amino acids.